Messenger RNA from Miscanthus lutarioriparius, 1686 nucleotides. The record is from the annotation of a GenBank genome assembly. Lineage: Eukaryota; Viridiplantae; Streptophyta; Magnoliopsida; Poales; Poaceae.
AUGGGGGUGCUCACAUCGACGGAGCUCAACUUCCUCAUCUUCCGCUACCUCCAGGAGUCAGGUUUUAUUCAUGCUGCAUUUACUCUAGGUUAUGAAGCUGGGAUCCAUAAGGGUGGCAUUGAUGGCAAUGCAGUCCCACCUGGUGCUCUUAUCACUAUUGUUCAGAAAGGUCUCCAGUACAUAGAACUGGAAGCAAAUAACGAUGAGAAUGAUGACGAAGUUGAGAGGGAUUUUGCGCUUCUGGAGCCACUUGAAAUCAUCACAAAAGAUGUUGAAGAGUUGCAACAGAUUGUGAAAAAGAGGAAAAUGGAGAGAUCUCAAACUGAACGUGAGAAGGAUAAGGGAAAAGAGAAAGAACGUAAUGAGGAGCAUGAACGACGUCCUGGUGGCGAACGGGAGAGGGAACGCCAUGACAAAGAAAAAGAGCAAGUCAGGGAGAAGGACAAAUCUGAAAAAGAUAGGGACCAUGAUAAAGAGAAGGAGAAAGAGAAAGAAAGAGAACGGCAGCAUGCAGAGCGUAUUGAUAAGGUUAAGCACGAGGAUGAUUCUCUUGCUGGUGGAGGUCCCACUCCAAUGGAUGUAAGUACAACUGCUCAGGAGAUAUCUAACACUGAUGUUACUGUUUUGGAAGGACACAGUUCAGAGGUUUUCGCUUGUGCAUGGAGUCCAACUGGUUCUCUUCUAGCUUCAGGGUCAGGAGACUCAACCGCUAGAAUCUGGACAAUUCCAGAUGGUCCAUGUGGUUCCAACAUGCAAUCAUCUCCUCCCGGUGUUCAUGUUUUGAAACAUUUUAAAGGUCGGACCAAUGAAAAGAGCAAGGAUGUCACCACACUUGACUGGAAUGGUGAAGGUACACUACUGGCUACAGGCUCCUACGAUGGACAGGCAAGAAUAUGGAGUAGAGAUGGAGACCUUAAGCAGACACUGUUCAAACACAAGGGGCCCAUAUUUUCAUUGAAAUGGAAUAAGAAAGGAGAUUUUCUCCUAAGUGGAAGUGUUGAUAAAACUGCUAUUGUUUGGGAUACAAAGACAUGGGAAUGCAAGCAGCAGUUUGAAUUUCAUUCAGCUCCAACACUAGAUGUUGAUUGGAGAAAUAAUAACUCGUUUGCAACAUGUUCAACCGAUAACAUGAUCUAUGUUUGCAAGAUUGGGGAACAGCGUCCAGUUAAAGCAUUCAGUGGUCAUCAGAGUGAAGUUAAUGCUAUCAAGUGGGAUCCGACUGGUUCUUUUUUGGCUUCAUGUUCUGAUGAUUGGACAGCAAAGAUAUGGAGUAUGAAACAAGACAAAUGUGUAUUCGAUUUCAAAGAGCAUACCAAGGAAAUAUACACUAUUCGGUGGAGCCCAACAGGCCCAGGAACAAACAAUCCUAAUCAGCAAUUGCUGUUGGCUAGUGCAUCUUUUGAUUCAACUAUCAAGCUUUGGGAAGUUGAGCAAGGACGCCUUCUGUACAGCUUGUCUGGUCAUAGGCAACCAGUGUAUUCUGUUGCAUUUAGCCCAGACGGUGAAUACUUAGCGAGUGGGUCCCUGGAUCAGUGCCUACACAUCUGGUCUGUGAAAGAAGGCAGGAUCCUGAAGACCUACAGAGGUAGUGGGGGCAUAUUUGAAGUGUGCUGGAACAAAGAAGGCAGCAAGAUUGCUGCCUGUUUCUCUAACAACACCGUCUGCGUGAUGGAUUUCCGGAUGUAG